CGCUGAGCGGAGGGUGAGGAGGCCUGCCGACUCUCUGACGCCAGGUCGAGCUGCAGACUAAACUGAGGCGGUGGGAGCGCUCAGGAGCGGCCUGCAUUCAGAUCCAGCGCAGGGGCGGCAGGGACAGAAAAGUGACUGUAAGGAUCACAGAGGACCUUGGAGGCUUUGGAAGGACCUGGAAUACAAAUAUUCCAAAAUAAAUAAUCCGUCCCUCUUUUUUUAACUGAUUCUGGACAAUCUCCUACUGCUGCUCACGCUUCUUUAGGCGAGUGCAGAAGAGCAACUUGCGCACCAUGAAUGUUACUUCGCUCUUCUCCUUCACCAGCCCAGCUGUCAAACGGCUGCUGGGCUGGAAGCAGGGCGAUGAAGAGGAGAAAUGGGCGGAAAAAGCUGUGGAUGCUCUGGUUAAGAAAUUGAAAAAGAAGAAAGGAGCCAUGGAGGAGCUGGAAAGGGCUCUCAGCUGCCCGGGUCAGCCCAGUAACUGUGUGACAAUCCCUCGAUCGCUGGAUGGACGGCUGCAGGUGUCCCACAGAAAGGGUCUGCCACAUGUCAUUUACUGUCGGGUGUGGCGCUGGCCUGACCUGCAGUCCCACCACGAGCUGAAGGCGCUGGAAUGUUGCGAGUACCCCUUCGGCUCCAAACAGAAGGAUGUGUGCAUCAACCCCUACCACUACAAAAGAGUCGACAGUCCAGUGUUGCCUCCUGUUUUGGUGCCAAGGAACAGUGAGUUCAACGCCAAGCACACGAUGCUGCCUCGCUUCCGUAACCCCCUUCAGCAGAAUGAGCCACACAUGCCCCAGAACGCCACCUUCCCAGAAUCCUUCACUCAGGCAAACACUGUUCCACACUCGCCAUCCAGCUCUGACCCAGGCAGUCCGUUCCAGAUGCCUGAAACCCCCCCACCUGCUUACAUGCCCCCAGAAGAGCAGAUGACGCAGGACUGUCCUCAGCCAAUGGACAUCAACCUCAUGGCCCCGCCUCUGCCUACAGAGACGAGCAACAGGGCAGAUGUGCAGCCCGUGGCCUAUGAGGAACCAAAGCACUGGUGCUCCAUUGUUUACUAUGAGCUGAACAAUCGUGUUGGUGAGGCCUUCCAGGCUUCUUCCACCAGCGUGCUUGUUGACGGCUUCACAGAUCCCUCCAACAACCGCAGCCGCUUCUGCCUCGGUUUGCUCUCCAACGUCAACCGUAACUCUACCAUCGAGAACACCCGACGGCACAUCGGCAAAGGUGUCCACCUGUAUUACGUUGGAGGAGAGGUGUAUGCAGAGUGCCUCAGUGACAGCAGUAUCUUCGUACAGAGUCGUAACUGUAACUACCACCACGGCUUCCACCCAACAACUGUGUGCAAGAUUCCCAGCAGAUGUAGCCUGAAAAUCUUCAACAACCAGGAGUUUGCUGAGCUCCUGGCCCAGUCCGUUAACCACGGCUUUGAGGCCGUUUAUGAGCUCACCAAAAUGUGUACUAUCCGGAUGAGCUUUGUUAAGGGUUGGGGAGCAGAGUACCACCGUCAAGAUGUGACCAGCACACCCUGCUGGAUUGAGAUUCACCUGCAUGGCCCGCUGCAAUGGUUGGAUAAAGUCCUGACCCAGAUGGGUUCCCCUCACAACCCGAUAUCCUCUGUCUCGUAGGCGUCAGUAACCCCAGGCCUGUCAGCCAUGCGGCUGUCCAUACCCCACCAUUUUGGUCCAAGUAGUGAGAAUAGCAGCUAACUGGUCCCAGAUUGUUUUGUAGUUGAGUCAGUUGUCUGUAGCAGAUGUGGUUUUGGACUGAAGAACAAACUAAUCUAGGGCCUGUAAAGCUGGUUGGGUUACCAGACUGGGAGAGGAGAAAACAAAGUGAGUGUGAUGCAACAGGAAGAUACUUGAUCAUUGUGACCAACUGUAAUAAUUAGACCAUCACACUCAUGAAUCAAACGACCCCUGGUAUCUUCCAAGUAAUUUUUUCAUUGUUCUGUUAUUCCGACUCAAAUCUAGUUUGGAUUGCAAUAUUCCCUUUAAAAAUACAGCUAUAUCUGUGUUGUUACAACAGUGAUGGGACAUUCCGGGUCAUCAAAUUUGCCAUUUGCUGAUGUUUUCUGUCUGAAUAAAUUUAUUUGGCAUCAAAUCUAACAAAGUCGGAAAAUGACCCAUGUAGCAGAAUAUUCCAGCAAUCAUCAAGUGCUUAGCUAAGUCUGAUGGUUGUUAUUUAAGGUAAAUCAAUUGAUGUUAUGCCAUCAGAAUUCAUAAUUAAUCACACAAGAGCAAAAUAAGGGGUUUUAUGGGCAAAAUGUCUGGUUUUGUAUGGGGCUAAAAAGGCGUUUCAAACAUUAAAGACUGAAACUUUCAA
Girardinichthys multiradiatus is the source of this 2328-nucleotide messenger RNA. It is a transcript of the gene smad1, whose product is annotated as SMAD family member 1. The record is from RefSeq and is a predicted model, not a curated record. Gene Ontology annotation, cellular component: heteromeric SMAD protein complex. Gene Ontology annotation, molecular function: I-SMAD binding; DNA-binding transcription factor activity, RNA polymerase II-specific; RNA polymerase II cis-regulatory region sequence-specific DNA binding. Bases 294 to 1631 code for a protein of 445 amino acids. Gene Ontology annotation, biological process: anatomical structure morphogenesis; BMP signaling pathway; regulation of transcription by RNA polymerase II. The transcript is spliced from 7 exons. Lineage: Eukaryota; Metazoa; Chordata; Actinopteri; Cyprinodontiformes; Goodeidae.